Molecule: messenger RNA, 998 nt
Organism: Oncorhynchus keta (chum salmon)
Lineage: Eukaryota; Metazoa; Chordata; Actinopteri; Salmoniformes; Salmonidae
Exons: 5
Coding region: 417-938 (173 amino acids)
Biological process (GO): centriole replication; nucleotide-excision repair; mitotic cell cycle
Cellular component (GO): centrosome; centriole
Molecular function (GO): calcium ion binding
Source: RefSeq, a predicted model, not a curated record
UUAGAUGCCCUUGAUUUAGCUUCGUAGUACGAAUUGUUUCCAUUCUGAAUAUUUCAUUUUGCACACCCGGCGUGCAGAAUAAGCUAAAUCGAGUGCACAUUCACAUACUAAUCAAAAUGAUCAUAGCACUGACUGAAUACUGCGCUCAUUGACUGGAAAUCUUAAUUUUCUUUUCUUAAUUUAUUACUCAAACAUUAUAUUAACCCUAUUAUAACAUUGUACAAUGCUUGUUAAUAACGGCAUAUUUGUUACUGCUCUGUAACAAACGGUGUAAUAAACGGUCCGUUUUUCUGUCUAUGAUCUCAUCUCUGUCUGGAUGAUAGGAGGGGAGGGGAGCGACAUCAAUAGAUUACACAAAACCCUCGUUAGUAAUUUGACGGUUCUCUUGUUGCUGCCUUCGCGAGUGAUCAUCUGAAAUGGCAACCAGCGUAAAGAGGCCGUCCCUAGGUCCGGUCCCUCCCCCCAGGAAGAAGUCCGGCCCCAAGUCAGAGCUCACUGAGGAGCUGAAACAGGAGAUCAGAGAGGCCUUUGAACUGUUCGACACCGACGCCUCCGGACACAUUGAAGUCAAGGAGCUAAAGGUUGCUAUGAGGGCGCUGGGGUUUGAGCCGAAGAAAGAGGAGAUUAAGAGGAUGAUAACGGAGGCGGAUAAGGACGGAACAGGAAAGAUCUCCUUCUCUGAUUUUCUCACUGUCAUGACUCAGAAGAUGGCUGAGAAGGAUUCUAAGGAGGAGAUCCUGAAAGCAUUCCGUCUGUUUGAUGAUGAUGAGACGGGGAAGAUAUCCUUCAGGAACCUGAAGAGGGUCGCCAAGGAACUAGGAGAGAACCUGACUGACGAGGAACUGCAGGAGAUGAUCGAGGAGGCAGACAGGGAUGGAGACGGAGAGGUGAACCAGGGAGAGUUCCUCCGCAUCAUGAAGAAGACCAGCCUGUACUGAGACUAGACCAGGGUGUUGUGCGGUUAUAAGACCAGCCUGUACUGAGACCAGCCUGUACCC